GACUCACUGAUCUCGGACUUGUCGUCGGUUUCGCAUCGAAAACCCGACUAUGCUCGUCGCUGCAUUCUGGUGCUCCUCAUUCAUGCCGUCUUCAUACUCGCCGUCUUUCUUGCCUUCCUUAUCGGGCAUUGGCUGUCAGAGCAAAACGCGACUCCGAAUACGACAUCAAACGAGUUAAUCUACAUCAUAACCUCUCCGCCUUCCACUACUAACCAACCGUAUCAAGCUGAUGACACGCUUCAACCGCGACGAAAUUUCACUCUAAUGGACGUUCAACCGCCCGCCUACGAGUCCUAUGAGUUCAUGGAAGAAUUACAUGCGCGUCAAGGGAAAAGCAAGGAGGACGAAAAAGGGUCUAUCCCAAAAACUUUGAGAAGAGAAGAUCAAAAGAAGUUGGCGCGAAUCGUUCUCAAAGAACGACUGAAAAGGGGAAGGUACUUAUUAGAGAUUGAGUACAAUAUAACCAUCUGUGAUCAGGAAGGAGGUGUGCACUGCUACUAUGAAAUGGACUCUGCGAACACUUCGGCGGUGGUGUCGUUCACGACGAAGUUUGAGCCAACAAUGGCAAGAUCGUUUGUGCCCUGUUGGGAUGACCCUGGGAUCAAGGUACAUAAUUUGACGGAUUUUUACAAGCGCAUUCUGCGAUUAGACCUCCUUAUGUCCUGA
Ostertagia ostertagi is the source of this 666-nucleotide messenger RNA. The record is from the annotation of a GenBank genome assembly. Lineage: Eukaryota; Metazoa; Nematoda; Chromadorea; Rhabditida; Trichostrongylidae.